CAGCAGGAGGUGCAGCAGUCCCACCACAAAGAUGGAACUCAAGCUCAAUGGCAGUUAGGUAUUGAAAGGAGCAUGUCAUUGCUGGAGGGACUGAAGUGGAUUUUGUAGUUGAAAGAUUAGGCGCCAGCAAGCAGACUUGUGCCUUUCAACAUGUUGCAGUUUUAUAUUGUCUCAUGUAAUGUCAUUACCAUCAAAAGCUGUAUUAACCAAGCACCCAAGAGGAUGAUUUGACUGAGUGGCACAGUCCAUCUCAUGCAAAUUUGGCAUUGAUGACUCUCAAGCUUUGCUACACAUUAUACAGUAUACAAUAUACAUGCUUCGUUGUAGAAAAUCAAACAUGCUUUUUGUAUAAGUACCAAUUAAAAUGGUGGCAAUUUAAAAACUGCCCUUAUGACUCCUCUUUAUUGAAGUGUCUUAUGGUUUAACUCAGACUACUAACUACUAGUGUUUAGACUUAAUGAUGCGUUAAUAUCCACUGGCACAGAAAAUGGGUUUAGUUCACACUUAGAUCUGACAUAUUUGUACUCAAUACCUGCCAUUGGCAACGAUAGACAUCCAAUUCGCUUAAAAAUGGGAGGAUUGGCUGUCAAUGCUAAUCUUCCAAUGCUGUUGAUGCUAGAUGUCAUCCAUCCAUUGACUGGGAGGGUAGAGUCAAAAAUUGGAUGUCUCGCGCGUCACUGGCAACCAAUUAAGUACAAACACGAUGAAAAUGCGUUUAGAAUAGGCUUAUUCAAGCAUAGAAUGGAGGGGAAGCUCUAUAUAGUAAGUCAAAUUCAUGGACGUUUUACAUUUACAAGUGGGUCUCCUACAGAACGUCAACUGCUGUCCUGUAUUAAAACGAAUUCAAAUGCGUGCACUGCAAUCUCGGGGAUUUGUCUUUUGACAGUUUUGUGUAUAUUUUUAUAAGUGACAAUUGAAGUGCCCUGUAUUUUGAGAGCAUUCUGCCACGAGUAGUAUAGUAUGUACAAUGUGCCUCUUGUUUUUUCAUUUUUAGUUUUGUGUUGUAUACGUGCGAUUGUUUGAAUUGAUCUAAAAUACCGUCAUAUACCAUUUAUUGUAAAUGGGCGGGGCUUCGGCGGUACUACUUCCGGUGACUGGAUGGAGCACUAUCCCGCGAUGUUAGCCUAGCAGCGAGCUAACGGAUGGCACCUCGUUAGAUGAAGGCUCUUAUCGGAGCAUCACCGAACUGCCCUCAUGUUCGCCCGCUUUGUGUCGCCGCUUCUGCCGCUACUACUGCUGGCCGUCCCCGUACACCCGCAAUUCAUCCAGCUGGACACGCUGUCCAACGUGUCGUCGUACUACUUUAACUACGUUUACUGCAACAUUUGGGAGGGCGAGUGUCAGCCCCACCAGGAUGAUGCGACGCAGCAAGUUCCUACCAGGGACGUUUGGGCCGGUUUCACCAAGGACUGCACGGAUCUGCUUUACCGCGUGUACUGUAACCUGGGUCAAUGCUGCGACUCGGGAGAUUGCAGGGUGACCAAUAACAUCACUGGUUUAGCUAAAGACCUUCAGAGCAAACUCCACGGCCAGCACCUGGCCCAAUCUGUGGUUCUAAAAGCAGUCCAGGGUUUCAUCAACAACCCGGAGUCCAACAAGCCCCUAACGCUCUCCUUCCACGGCUGGUCGGGCACAGGCAAGAACUUUGUGGCACGAAUGGUGGCUGACAACCUUUAUCGCGACGGGGUGAAGAGUGAUUGCGUCCGCCUGUUUAUCGCUCCGUUCCACUUCCAUCAUGCCAAGAUGGUGGACACGUACAAGGGUCAGCUGAGAGAGGCAAUCCGGGACACGGUCCUGCGAUGUUCCCAGCCUCUGUUCAUCUUCGACGAAGCCGAGAAGCUGCACCCGGGCCUCAUCGAUGCCAUUAAGCCAUUCAUGGCCCAUUAUGACAAUGUGGAUGGAGUCAACUACCGAAAGGCCAUCUUUCUAUUCCUCAGUAAUAUUGGAGGAGCGACGAUCAAUGAUGUGGCGUUGGAUUUUUGGCACUCUGGACAGAACCGCGAGGACAUUGGGAUGGAGGAUCUGGAACACCGACUACGAGACGAAACAAUGGAAUCGCAAGGCGGUUUCGCCAAGAGCGAGCUAAUGUCCGGCCACCUGAUAGACUUCUUCGUACCCUUUCUACCUUUGGAGUACCGCCACGUCAAGCUGUGCGCCAAGGACGCCUUCGCCGCCAGAGGCCUGGAAGCGGACAUGGCCACGCUGGAUGAGGUGGCCAAAGCCAUGCUGUAUAUCCCCAAAGAGGAGAGACUUUUCUCCGCCCAGGGGUGCAAAUCCAUCCCCCAGCGGAUCAACUUCUUUCUCUCAUAAGAAACUAGAGAAUGACGCUUUGAGGAAGCGUGCUUCUCACUCCCAUUCAGGUGCAAAACACGCAACGGGUCACUCGCACCAGGUUUGACAACUAGUGCACUUCCCAUUUGAACGGGAAAAAGCGGAAGUGCCGCCUUGUCGCGGCUGCACACUUGAGAUGAAGAACAAUGUGUGGUAGUAAACAAGUGGAGUAAAUAAGGAAAGUUUGCGCAUUCCAAAAUUAGCACUUAAACGAGGGGCAUGUGGCUCUUUUCAUCCAUCUUCUGUGAAUUUGAAUAAGCUUAUCACUAUUAGAUCAUUCACUGCCAACCCUCCAAGUUCAAACAGUUUGGACAUCUAUUGCCAUCAGUGGCAGCCAAAACACUAUAACCUCGAAAAAGUUAAUUUCUCUGGAGGAAAAAAAUCUGAUUUUCUAAUUUGUAGUUUUUAGUUUACUUAGUCAUAAUGCACAAUAUUGUCACAAGCAGCGUAAAAUAAAUACGAAUUGAGUAGAAUCAUGUACACACAGAGGUGGGUAGUAACGCGUUACACUGGUAUGAAAAAGUAUCUGAACUUUUUCUCACUUUUCUGCAUAAAAUCACCAUCAAAUGUGAUCUGAUCUUUGUCAAAACAACACAGAUGAAAAUACAGUGUCUGCUUGAACUAAAACCACCCAAACAUUUAUAGGUUUUCAUAUUUUAAUAAGGAUAGCAUGCAAACAAUGACAGAAGGGGAAAAAUUAGUAAGUUAAAGAGAUUUAAAGAGCAAUUGAAACCAAUUUUUACCAAACAUUUUAAGUCAGGUAUGUGCCCAAUCACUGAUUAGUUGUUUAAAGCUGCCCUGCCCAUGAUAAAACCCACACCUGGAAAGAAAUUUCUUGAUGAGAAGCAUUGUCUGAUGUGCAUCAUGGCUCAGUCAAAAAAUCUAUCUGAAGACCUGCGAUCAAGGAUUGUUGAAUUGUGUAAAGCUUGGAAAGGAUACAAAACCCAUCUCUAAAAGUCUGGAUGUUCAUCAAUUGACAGUCAGAGAAGUUGUCUAUAAAUGGAGAGAGUUUGGCACUGUUUCUUCUCUCCCAAGGAGUGGCCGUCAACUAAAGACGACACUAAGAGUUUAGCGCAGAGUGGUAAAAAAGAACCCUAGAAUGUCUGCUAAAGAGUUACAGAAAUCACUGGCACAGUCCAAUAUCUGUGUGCACACAUCAACUAUAUGUAAAACUAUGGCCAAAACUGGUGUUCAUGGGAGGACUCCACGGAUGAAGCCACUGCUGUCUAAAAAAAAAAAAAAAAACAUUGUUGCUCACUUAAUGUUCGAAAAAAAGGCACUUGGACGCUCCACAGAAGUUUUGGCAAAAUAUUUUGUGGACUGAUGAAACCAAAGUUGAGUUGUUUGGGAGUAAGACACCGUCAUGUCUGGAGGAAAAAUGGAACAGCUCACCAACAUCAACACCUCAUCCCGACCGUGAAGCAUGGUGGAGGGAGCACCAUGAUUUGGGGCUGUUUUGUUGCCUUAGGGCCUGGACAACUUGCAAUCAUUAAUGUAAGAAUGAAUUCAAAAGUUUAUCAAGAUGUUUUGCCGGAAAACCUGAAGCCCUCUGUCAGACAGCUGAAGCUAAAAAGAGGAUGGAUGCUGCAACAAUACAAUGAUCCAGAACACAGAAGUAAAUCAACUUCUGAAUGGUUUCAGAUGAACAAAAUACACGUUCUGGAGUGGCCAAGUCAAAGUCCAGACUUGAACCCCAUUAAAAUGGUGUGGCAUGACCUAAAGAUAGUGAUUCAUGCCAGACAUCCCAGGAAUCUGACUGAACUACAGCAGUUUUGUAGAGAAGAAUGGACCAAGAUUAGUCCUGAUCGAUGUGCUAGACUGAUCUGCAGCUACAGGAAGCGUCUGGUUGAACUUAUUGCUGCCCAGGGGGUGGGGGUACAAAUUAUUAAAUGUGAUGGUUCACUCACUUAUUUUUCCCCUUUCUGUCAUUGCUUGCAUACUAUCCUCAUUAAAAUAUGAACACCUAUAAAUGUUUGGGUGGUUUUAGUUAAAGCAGACAGUUUUUUCAUCUGUGUAAUUUUGACAAAGAUCAGCUCACAUUUGAUGUUUUUUUUUUUUUUUUCAGAAAUGUGAGAAAUUCCAAAAGGUUCUGAUACUUUUUCAUACCACUGUAACACGUAUGAUUCUUCUGAUUUCAUAAUAGUAACUAUGAAGGAACUACUGUAUUCACUAUUCAAACUAGGAACUAUUUUCUCCACUAGAGCACUCAUGCUCUUUGGACGAAUAAUGCUUCAUUUCUGUCUUUUUUUUCCUCUCUUGCCAGAAUUCAAUUAUUUAUUUAUUUAUUCAUUUAUUUUUCAUUUCUUUGGCUUAAUGUGGUUGUGUAAUGGGUUAUUGUAUAGUAUCAUUACAACAACAGUUCAUAUAGAUAAGUUUGUGCUGAGAGAAAAAAAGUACCAUCGUUUAAAAAAAAAAAAGAAAAAAAUUGCUAUUACUCACAAUGUUACUCAUCACUCGAGUAUUCUUUUCACUGGAUACUUUUUUUCACUCGUACUUGAGAACAUUCUUUAGAUGACUACUUUUACUUGAGUGAUAUUAUUUUGAAGUAACGCUACUCUUACUUGAGUAAAUUUUUUGGGUUACUCUACCCACCUCUGUGUACACAUCAACAUGAGUUGCUUACUUGAUCCAGCCUAGCCAAAGUCCAUGUUGGCUCUUCCCAUCGCUGCUCAACAAACAUCAAAGACUGAUAAAAACAUUACUUAACUUCAUUUACCUAAGUAAUAAGAAUACAUACUACUAUCCCAAAAAGAUUUAAUUGUAAGGGAGCAAAGCAAAUGAACAUUUAGUUCCACCACAAUACCAUGCAAAUGAUUUGGAGCACUACUAGCCUUGUUACAAUGCGCUUUUAUCAAUACAGUCAUAAGUUAAUAGAAAACAGUAGAUACACUAAUAUACUGAUUUGAUGAGUGGUUACAUACAGUGCCUUGCAAAAGUAUUCGGCCCCCUUGAAUCUUGCAACCUUUCGCCACAUUUCAGGCUUCAAACAUAAAGAUAUGAAAUUUAAUUUUUUUGUC
Molecule: messenger RNA, 5348 nt
Organism: Corythoichthys intestinalis (scribbled pipefish)
Lineage: Eukaryota; Metazoa; Chordata; Actinopteri; Syngnathiformes; Syngnathidae
Gene: tor3a
Product: torsin family 3, member A
Exons: 7
Coding region: 1195-2310 (371 amino acids)
Cellular component (GO): nuclear envelope; endoplasmic reticulum lumen
Molecular function (GO): ATP hydrolysis activity; ATP binding
Source: RefSeq, a predicted model, not a curated record